Messenger RNA from Ramularia collo-cygni, 525 nucleotides. RefSeq names its product probable Signal peptidase complex catalytic subunit sec11. Gene Ontology annotation, molecular function: serine-type endopeptidase activity. The coding region runs from base 1 to 525 and encodes 174 amino acids. The record is from RefSeq and is a predicted model, not a curated record. The transcript is spliced from 2 exons. Gene Ontology annotation, cellular component: membrane; signal peptidase complex. Lineage: Eukaryota; Fungi; Ascomycota; Dothideomycetes; Mycosphaerellales; Mycosphaerellaceae.
AUGUUUUCCGCCAUCGCGAACCUCCAGCCACGGCAACUGGCCGCCCAAGCUCUCAACUUCGCGCUCGUACUCUCAACAGCUUUCAUGCUCUGGAAAGGCCUAUCCGUCGUCAGCGAUUCAUCUUCACCCAUCGUUGUUGUGCUAUCAGGCAGUAUGGAGCCCGCAUUUCAACGUGGAGAUCUCUUGUUCCUCUGGAAUCGAGGCAUGGACACACAAGUUGGAGAAGUCGUGGUAUACAAUGUGCGCGGAAAGGAUAUCCCGAUUGUGCACAGAGUUGUCAGGAGAUUUGGCGGAGGGAGCGCACYGCUACAGCUCCUCACCAAGGGAGACAACAACGGCGCGGAUGACACGGAGCUCUACGCGCAGGGCCAGAACUUCCUCGACCGGAGUAAGGAUGUUGUUGGUAGCGUGGUGGGAUUCGUGCCUUUUGUCGGCUAUGUGACAAUUCUUCUCAGCGAACACCCUUGGCUAAAGACUGUGAUGUUGGUCUUCAUGGCGCUCACGGUGGUGUUACAAAGGGAAUAG